Austrofundulus limnaeus is the source of this 337-nucleotide messenger RNA. Its product is annotated as arginyl aminopeptidase-like 1. The record is from RefSeq and is a predicted model, not a curated record. NCBI's taxonomy places the organism in Eukaryota, Metazoa, Chordata, Actinopteri, Cyprinodontiformes, Rivulidae. Gene Ontology annotation, molecular function: metalloaminopeptidase activity; zinc ion binding. Gene Ontology annotation, biological process: proteolysis.
GACUACAUCUCAGAGUUUAAGUUUAAGAGUGUGGUCGCUCAGGACCUGAUUGAUUACUUCCUGCAUUACUUCCCACAUCUGCAGGAUGCUGCUGUCACUCAGAGAGAAGGUCUAGAGUUUGAGCGCUGGCUGAGUGGCUGUGGACCACCACCGUUUGAGCCAGACCUGUCUGCAGGGAGCACUCUGAUCGGGCCAGUCCAGGAUCUAUGCAACCUGUGGAGGGGUGCCAACCCCCCUGACCAGCAGUCUCUCAGCCCCUAUGACCUGUCUACCUGGAGCACCUUCCAGGUAGUUCUGUUCCUGGACCGUAUGUUGGACCACUCUCCACUACCUAAUG